UUUUUUCCAAGUCGUGAAUGACAGACCUUAUCCACUUUGUACUCCGUGACACAAUAAAAAUUAGUUUAUAAUAAAAAGUAUUAUAAAUGUAUAGAAAUUAACAUUAAAGUAAGCAGAUAAUUAAUUUUUUUGGAAGUAGUAAAAUAGUUUAGUUAAAAUGGAUGUGUCGGCAUUGCAUGCACCUGUGGACUUUAAUAAGUCUUUGGAGGAAAUGUCGCCAGAGGAAAGGAUGCGUGCCGAACACCAAUUGAUGCAUGAAAAGCAUAAAGGGCAUGAGGCUAUGCAUUCAGAGAUGGUGCUUAUUCUUUUCAUAACCCUAAUUGUGGCACAGGUUAUUUUGGUGGAAUGGAAAAAACGUCACUACAAAUCCUAUUCGGCCGUUACACUGCUUGCCAUGUGGAUUAUACCACUAGUGAUAUCGAUCUGUUACAAUUUCAUACGAUUUGUUAUCAUUUGGACAUUGUUUUCACUGUUAACGGCAUUUGUUAUCAAAAAAGCAGUUAGCAAACCAAUACAGCGCACCACUCCGAGAUUAGUGUACAAAUGGUUUUUACUAAUAUAUCAGAUUAGCUAUUUUUUGGGUAUUGGAGGCUAUAUUGUGAUGAUGGCUACAUUUGUAGGCUUCAAUUUUAUAUUUAAUCAAGGUCCUAAUGUUUGGAUGGACGCAGGAUUGAUGCUUGUUUUCUACGGUCUUUAUAUUGGUGUACUAGGUCGCGACAUAUCGGAAAUUUGUUCUGAGAAAAUGGCGGUACACAUAGGGUAUUACACACCGCAAGGCAUACCGACCCGCCACCUAGACAACAACGUCUGCGCUAUUUGCGGGAAUCAACUGUUGGUUGGCGUGAAGGAAGAGGGUAUCUUUGAAAAUACAUAUAAGUUAUCGUGCAAUCACAUAUUUCACGAAUUCUGUAUUCGUGGCUGGUGCAUUGUGGGUAAAAAACAGACCUGCCCUUAUUGUAAGGAAAAGGUUGAUCUGAAAAAGAUGUUUUGUAAUCCUUGGGAAAGACCGCAUGUACUCUAUGGGCGUUUAUUAGAUUGGAUUAGAUGGCUGGUGGCUUGGCAACCACUUAUUUUCUUUAUUGUACAAGGCAUCAAUUGGGCAUUGGGCUUAGAAUAAUACACUUCUAGUCAUAACUUGAAACAAAGUAAAUCACAGCAAAAUAAAUAAAUAAUACAACAUAAAAAAAACGUUACUGUAUUGUGGUAAUGAAAGCUUGGAGUAGUAGCAUGUAGUUCCAUUACGUUCGUAUUGUCAUAUAGUACCAGAACCUAAAUAACGAAUUAUGUUCAGUGCUACGGUACGCGUAUAAAAACUGAACUGCCUAGAAAAAAUUAAUUUUUUUAGGGAAAUACUUCAGUGGAUUAUUAAGUAAAACAUAGUUAAUUUAGUAUUAAUAUGUAUGUAAAAAACUUAUUUAUUCUUUAUUUACAUUGUACAAUAUUAUAUUGUCACCUUAAUUACUUAAAGAUAUUCUGCAGUGCAGCAUAUAAGGCUUUAAAUAAUUUAUUACAAUCUUUCUAUAUUUAAGUGUGUAUGUAUGUAUGUUUAGUAAAUAAUAAAUAUUGAAAUUUCUUACGACAUUAAUACAUACAUAUGUAUA
Molecule: messenger RNA, 1601 nt
Organism: Bactrocera dorsalis (oriental fruit fly)
Lineage: Eukaryota; Metazoa; Arthropoda; Insecta; Diptera; Tephritidae
Product: RING finger protein 121
Exons: 6
Coding region: 158-1117 (319 amino acids)
Cellular component (GO): endoplasmic reticulum membrane; Golgi membrane
Molecular function (GO): metal ion binding; ubiquitin protein ligase activity
Source: RefSeq, a predicted model, not a curated record